CCGUGCUGCUGCAUAGAAACGCGGGAAUAAAGUUUUAAAAAAUUUCACCGAAGAUUGAUUUAAUAUAAAUACUGAUGGUGGUAAGAGAAAACAAUCUUUCUGUGUCCCUUUAUCAUUCAAUACAUCAAACACAAUGAGUAGGACGACUUCCGUCUUAGAGUCUUCGGCAUCUGCAGUCGAACUACAACGACUAGGAAGAGAUGACCAAAGUACAACAAACCAAACACACAAUAAGUCAUUAUGGCGAGAUUCAUGGCUUGCAAGACCCAUCAUCAUCAAAGCAUUACCGCCACAAGCACGAUUGAUCAUGAUCGGAGCUAUCGUCUCUAUUUCUGGGCUGCUGUACGGUCUUGAUACGGGUUCAAUCGGUCCGGUAACAGAGAUGGACCAAUUUUAUAAAACUAUUGGUUUUAUACCUUCUCCUGCUUUGCAUGGUUUCUUUGUCGCUUCAAUCCUUUUAUCUGCUUCUAUAAGUUCGCUCUGUAGCGGCUUUGUUGCUGAUAAGAUUUCAAGAAGAUUUGGUGUCUUUACGGGAGCAGUCAUCUUCACAAUCGGAGCAACAAUCUCAGCAUCAUGCUCUGCAUUUCCUGCUUUAAUCGUCGCACGUUUAAUCACCGGUAUAGGAGCAGGUCAAAUGAUUGCAGUAGCAUCAAUCUAUCUUAUCGAAAUCGCAACAUCUGAAACUCGAGGUAAAUUAGCUUGUAUGAUCCAAUUUUGUAUCGCGAUCGGUAUCAUGACUGGAUAUUUCAUCACUUAUGCAACUCAACGGAUCAGUUCAAGUUUAUCUUGGCGUUUACCGUUUAUUGUUCAAGCUUCAACCUCUGCUCUAUUGGCACUUUUGAUUAUCGCUUUCGUUCCAUUUUCACCUCGUUGGCAAGCUCAACAUCAUGGUGAGCAAGCAGCUUUGGAUACUUUACGCAAAAUUCGUUUACCUGAUUUCGAAACUACAUCAAGAUCGGGUAAUGAGACCUUACAAUCUUUACAAGAGUCUCAAUUACAAAAAGAAAUUCUUGAAAUUCGUGCUGCUAUAACAGAAGCUCGGAUUUGCCGAAAUAGUGCAAGACGUGGUUCAUCGGCAGGAGCAAGUAGCUAUAAAGAAUUAUUCCAUCGAAGGUAUAGAAAGCGAACUGCAUUGGGUAUCUUUCUCAUGUCGGCUCAACAGCUCUCAGGUGUGGAUGUCGUCUUAUACUUUGCACCAGUGGUUUUCUCGAGCUUAUUCUCAUCUCAAACGGCGUCUUUCCUUGCUUCUGGUGUGUCUGGUAUCAUUCUAGUCGUAUCAACGAUUCCCGCUCAAAUCUAUGUUGAUCGUUGGGGCAGAAAGCCAAUGAUGGUAGGUGGAGGCAUUUCGAUGGCCGCAUGUUUCUUGAUAAUCGGAUCACUUUUUGCUAAAUUUGCAUCGAUUGAAAACAACACUGUUCGUUUAGCACAAGGUCCUGCACGUUGGGUUGUUGUCGUGCUCAUUUACCUUUUCCUUGCCAUCUUUUCGAUGACUUGGGCUGUGGUUUGUAGAAUUUAUGCGGCAGAAGUGAUGCCCACCCGAUUACGUUCAAAAGCUGCAGCAGGACAACAAUUAGCAAAUUGGACAACAAACUUUGUCGUUGCUUUGACUGCUCCUUCUUUCUUACGUGCAACGCCUUCAGGUCCAUAUUUUUUCUUUUCUGCUUGCAUUGCAUUUACAACGUUGAUUUGCUUUAAGUUUAUGAUUGAAACUAAAGGCCGUUCACUGGAACAGAUUGAUAACCUUUUCGAUCAGCACAACGAAUAAACACAAGCUCACUUUCUCCUUAUGUAUAUACUUUUUCAUUUACCGGUCUAGCUUGUUUUUUUAUUUUUAUUUCGGAAAAACCAGAAACAUCUUCAUUCGUUGUAACCAUGCAUAGAUUGCUCUCAUUUAAGCGAAUUUUUGUGGGGAAAGGCACAACGAACAUAAUCGUUGACUGAUGAAGUGCAUCAAAAGAAAACACCUUUUCUCAUGCUAUUUAGCGUCUACUUAUGUACACUAACUUUCUCCUUGGCACUUGUUCUUGACUUUAUUCGAUCAACUUGGCGAUCUUUCUCACGCUUCUACUCCUAUGCACUAAAAUUGUAUGAUUGACUUAGGGUUCUG
Molecule: messenger RNA, 2107 nt
Organism: Meira miltonrushii
Lineage: Eukaryota; Fungi; Basidiomycota; Exobasidiomycetes; Exobasidiales; Brachybasidiaceae
Product: general substrate transporter
Exons: 1
Coding region: 134-1765 (543 amino acids)
Biological process (GO): carbohydrate transport; transmembrane transport
Cellular component (GO): membrane
Molecular function (GO): carbohydrate:proton symporter activity
Source: RefSeq, a predicted model, not a curated record